This is a messenger RNA of Aspergillus alliaceus, 555 nucleotides long. Its product is annotated as HHE domain protein. Lineage: Eukaryota; Fungi; Ascomycota; Eurotiomycetes; Eurotiales; Aspergillaceae. The coding region runs from base 1 to 555 and encodes 184 amino acids. The record is from RefSeq and is a predicted model, not a curated record. The transcript has 2 exons.
AUGGUAGGCCGCAUCAUUGACACGGUCAAGGAGGACCACAGAACGCUGGAAGCGUGCUACGCUCGCAUCGUCGACGAGUCCGACAGGAAGGAGCAAAUUCGAUUCCAAAACCUUUUCACCUGGGAGCUGGCUCGUAACUUAGUCGGGAAAGAAGUUGUCCUUUACCCUGCAUUGGAGAAACAUCUGCCAGAUGGGGCUGCUAUGGCUAGUCAAAACCGGAAUGCGAACCAUACUAUCAAGGAGGACUUAAAAAAAUUCCAGAGUCUGGAUCCUUCGAAUUCCGAAUACACCCCAUCUAUUCAAAGUCUGAUGAGCCAUCUAAGGCAGCGUAUCACGGAUGAGGAAACAAAUCAACUCCCUAAAUUGGAGAAGGCAUUAACUGAAAAAGAAAGCACUCACCUUUCCCGGUCGUUCAGCUGGACCAAGAUCUUUCUUCCCACGCGAGCCCAUCCCGAUGCACCGAGUAAGCCGCCGUUCGAGACCGCCGUGGGAUUGGUGACCGCACCUUUUGAUCAGUUGGCGGAUUUGUUUCGCAAGUGGCCUCAGCAUGCAUAA